This is a messenger RNA of Helobdella robusta, 843 nucleotides long. RefSeq lists its product as hypothetical. The transcript is spliced from 8 exons. The record is from RefSeq and is a predicted model, not a curated record. NCBI's taxonomy places the organism in Eukaryota, Metazoa, Annelida, Clitellata, Rhynchobdellida, Glossiphoniidae. The coding region runs from base 1 to 843 and encodes 280 amino acids.
AUGUCCAAGCAUAUGAAGAUGAAACCACAGUACAACUCAAAACCUUCACACCAGAAGAAGGUGAAAGAUUUCCUGAUGGAAAAACACCUCCGAGCUGUUCAUGUCAUGGAACCUGGUGUCAGAAAUAAUUAUGCUGAUCAUUUAGAUAAUUCUGUGACUCUGUACAAAUGCGGAGUAGAGCACUACAAAUUUUGCGGUAUGAAUGGGAUCUGCUACUACUACAGCAACGACUCUAACGGUCCAAUCAGAACGUGCCAAUGCAAUGGUGGCUUCUUUGGAGAUAACUGCGAAUUCACAUGGUACUAUGCCAAGCAUUUUGACCGCAGUGCCCAGUUAACUCUGCUGCUAUCCGUGGUCGGACUAAUAUUCGCUAUAACCAUACUUCUGGCUCUUCUCUUCGUAAUAUGGAGAGUCUGGAGAAUCAGGAAGUCCAGACUGGAGAAGCAGAAGCUGGUGGCCUGCAGCUUGGACGACGACAUCAACAACAUCAACAACGAACUCGACAAGUUAACUCACGAGGAGAAAUUAGUUACGACCACGAGAGCUGCCUUGGUGACCUUUCCAGGGCCAUCUAAGACCUUCAUGAAAACCGGAAGUGUUUCCGGAAACAGAUUCCAAACAGCGGCAAAAACAACUCGCCUAUCAUCAAUCAAGGAAAAACCCUACGGCCAAUCUUACAGGCGUUUUUCGGCCCCAACCCUCUUCGACCCUGCCCUUCCAGAGAGUCAAAAACUAGAAAAACUAGCCAGUGUCAUGGGUAGAAUGAGUCGUUUGGCAUCGAAGACUGGUGCUCGCGGUGACCAGCAUGGUGGUGAUGAUUGUAUGGUGUUUGUGAGUUUGUGA